Molecule: messenger RNA, 2361 nt
Organism: Eremothecium cymbalariae DBVPG#7215
Lineage: Eukaryota; Fungi; Ascomycota; Saccharomycetes; Saccharomycetales; Saccharomycetaceae
Gene: ELP2
Product: Elongator subunit ELP2
Exons: 1
Coding region: 1-2361 (786 amino acids)
Biological process (GO): tRNA wobble uridine modification
Cellular component (GO): elongator holoenzyme complex
Molecular function (GO): protein binding
Source: RefSeq, a predicted model, not a curated record
AUGCUCAGUGGGGAAGCUAUUUUCAUUGGAGCUAACAAGCAAUCACAAGUGAGUGACUACUACGCUCCUGGAAAGUGCGUUGCAUUUGGAGCAGGGAAGACAAUUGCACUAUGGAAUCCAUUAGACGCAAAUUGUUCAGGAGUUUAUGCGACUCUAAAGGGCCAUGAUGCCGAGGUUAUAUGUGUGAAAUUUAUUCCUGAGGAUAAGCUUAUGGUUUCUGCAUCUGAGGAUUGCAAGAUUAAGAUAUGGAAGGGUGAUGAAGAAUGGGAGCUGAUUCAGACUCUAGAACAAAAUGAGCAAUCUAUUACAGCUAUCACAGCUUCUCCAGGCUUACUAAUUGUGGGAGCUGCGAAUGGUAGUAUUAGUUUAUGGAAGCAGUCCGAUUCUGGCUUUGAGUUUGAUCAUCGGUUUCAAGUUCGUGAGAGAUUUUUGCCCUUGUGCCUUGCAUUAUGCGAGUUAGCGUCUGGAAGUUAUCUGUUGGCUGUUGGAGGGAGCUCUGUUAAUGUAGAAAUAUAUGCGGUGAACCUAAAUGAAGAUUCGAUCUCGUGCAAACCAGUUGCAACGUUGGAAGGUCACGAGGAUUGGGUUAAAGCGUUGGAUUUCCGUUACAAUGGCCCAGAUGAUUUCGUUCUUGCUUCUGGAUCCCAAGAUAAAUACAUUAGACUAUGGAGAGUAAGAGCUAAUGAGAAGAUAGAAAGGGAUGAUUCUGAUAAAUUGACCUUGUUGAGCAAUAAGAAAUAUGAAUUCCAAGUCAAUGAGGAGAUACAUGCAGCCAUUAAUUUUGAAGCACUAAUUAUGGGCCACGAUGACUGGAUUUCUUCUUUGAAAUGGCAUGAUACAAGGUACCAACUGCUAGCAUCCACUGCUGACACCUCUGUUAUUGUUUGGGAACCAGAUGAACAUUCUGGAAUUUGGGUCUGUGCUUCAAGAUUGGGCGAAUUCAGCUUUAAAGGUUCUUCUACUGCUACUGGCUCAGCUGGUGGGUUUUGGUCGUGUUUGUGGUUUCAUGAAUCCGAUAAGGAGUACAUUUUAACCAAUGGUAAGACAGGAUCCUGGAGGUCCUGGGAGUCUUGUGAUGGAGGUAUAACCUGGAACCAGAAAUUGGCUAUUAGUGGUCCCAAGAAGGCAGUUACUGAUGUUGCUUGGUCGCGCAGUGGCAAAUACUUGUUUUGCACAUCCCUGGAUCAAACAACUCGACUCUACGCCCAAUGGCUUUUUGACUCUAAUGGAGCAAGAUCAUGUACAUCAUGGAAUGAGUUCUCCAGGCCGCAAAUCCACGGUUAUGAUAUGAUCUGCAUUGAACCUAUUUCAGAUACCAGAUUUAUAUCUGCUGGUGAUGAGAAGGUUUUAAGGGCUUUUGAUGAGCCUAAAGCGAUUGCCCAACUGUUAAACAAGUUAAGUGGGAUUGAAGACGUGACAGGAGCUACUUAUGCGGAGGCUGCAAUGUUGCCUGCAUUGGGAUUGUCCAACAAGGCAACGCAGGAUGAAAACGAUGACGACGAUCCUAAUGCUAUGGAGACCGCAGAGAACGUGAACAUAACUGCAGACCUCCUAUUAGAAUUGUUUACACCACCUUUCGAAGAUCAGCUACAGCGGCACACUCUGUGGCCUGAAAUAGAGAAAUUGUAUGGGCACGGAUAUGAAAUAUCCACACUGGAUGUUUCACCCGAUGCUACUUUGGCCGCCACGGCAUGCAAGUCUAAUAAUUCUCAGAAUGCAUUAAUUAGAAUUUUUGACACUCAAAGCUGGCUUCAACUCCGCCCCACUGCCGAGUACCACAACCUCACAAUUACCAGACUAAAGUUCUCGAGGGACAAUAGAUAUCUUUUAAGUGUGAGUAGAGAUAGACGAUGGGCUGUGUGGGAACGGAACUUUGAAACCAACACCUUUCAGUUUUCAAGUGGCCAUGAAAAGCCACAUAGCAGGAUUAUAUGGGAUUGUGAUUGGAUGCCACUAGAGUUUGGAGAUGCGUUUGUUACGGUUUCUAGAGAUAAGACGAUUAAGCUCUGGCGGUCCAACAAGAGGAUGGAUAUCCGUGACAGUUCCAACGGAGAUAACGGCUAUGAGCUGGAACAAUCAUUAAGACUCGGGGAGGCAGUCACUGCUGUAUCCGUCUACAGUCAAUUAGUGGAAGGGAAAGUAGCCAUUGCUAUGGGUUGCGAGAGUGGAGCAAUCCAUAUAUACACUUACUCUGGGAAAAAUUUUGAUAAAGUGGUUGAGCUAGACACGAAAAUAACACCUGCAGAUAGAAUCAACCGAAUCAGGUGGAACCCUGUUGAAAAAGACGGGCUGUUAUUUAUCGGCGUAGGCAGUUUGGACACCUCCACACGAAUCUAUUCGAUUGGAAGGUCCACGCUGUGA